Betta splendens (Siamese fighting fish) is the source of this 7648-nucleotide messenger RNA. It is a transcript of the gene igf2bp1, whose product is annotated as insulin-like growth factor 2 mRNA binding protein 1. Gene Ontology annotation, biological process: regulation of gene expression; nervous system development. The transcript has 15 exons. Gene Ontology annotation, cellular component: cytosol; nucleus; cytoplasm. The record is from RefSeq and is a predicted model, not a curated record. The coding region runs from base 445 to 2244 and encodes 599 amino acids. Lineage: Eukaryota; Metazoa; Chordata; Actinopteri; Anabantiformes; Osphronemidae. Gene Ontology annotation, molecular function: mRNA 3'-UTR binding.
GGCGAGAGAGGAAAACAGUUCUCCCGAUCCCGCCAUAGUUUCCCCCCACUCGUCCACCACAGACCCAUCAUCAAACCCACCCACUCCACAGAGCGAUAGAGGCUUUAAGCUGCUGCUUGCUCGUCUGCUGGUGCCGGCUACAGGUCAAAGGAUUGCAUUUAUUCUCCCGCUGCACUCAUUCAGCUGGAUUUACAAAAACAAAAAAACAACGCCACGUCUGUUUUUACACUUCACCGAGAAUUGUUAUUCGCCCGAUUUUGCAUUCUCGCCGUUUUUGGUCUAUUUUCAUUACAGGUAUCUCUCAUUCCGUUGGGUCACAGUGGCAAGCGUGACACUAUCUUGUUGCGCUAUUAGCUCACAGAGGAGAGAAACUUUUUGCUGGCCUAAUUUGACUUUUCGGGGCUUUGUUUUUGCGUUUUUGGACUUGGACAAACUACUUCCACCAUGCACAAGCUGUACAUUGGGAAUCUAGGCGACGGCGUGACCGCCGAGGACUUGGGGAAAACCUUCGACGACCAUAAGAUCCCGUACUCCGGACAGUUCCUGAUGAAGAACGGCUACGCGUUCGUGGAUUGUCCAGAUGACCACUGGGCCAUGAAGGCGAUCGAGACGUUUUCCGGUAAAGUGGAACUUCAGGGGAAACGCAUUGAGGUCGAGCACUCGGUCCCCAAGAAGCAAAGAACCCGGAAACUUCAGAUCAGAAACAUCCCUCCUCACCUGCAGUGGGAGGUGUUGGACGGUCUCUUGGCUCAGUGUGGAACUGUAGAGAACUGUGAACAAGUGAACACAGACAGUGAGACGGCCGUGGUCAAUGUCACGUAUGCAUCACGGGAACAUGCCAGGCAAGCCAUCCAGAAAAUGAACGGAUACCAGUUUGAGAACAACACGCUGCACGUCUCCUACAUUCCUGAUGAUGCUGCUGAGCUGGACGGGGGCCAGCGUGGGCCCGACAACGGCCGGCGACCCGGGUACGGUCCUCGUGGCGGUCCCCGCGGUGGGUCCCCGAGCUCCGGGAUGCCACCCAAACCUCCUCAUGCCGACAUCCCUCUGAGGCUGCUGGUGCCCACGCAGUACGUUGGGGCCAUCAUCGGCAAGGAGGGAGCCACCAUUCGCAACAUCACCAAGCAGACACAGAGCAAGAUUGAUGUUCACCGCAAGGAGAACGCCGGCGCUGCCGAGAAGCCCAUCAGCAUCCAUUCUACCCCUGAGGGAUGCUCAGCUGCAUGCCGCAUGAUCCUGGACAUCAUGCACCAGGAGGCGAAAGACACCAAGACUGCUGAUGAGGUGCCUCUGAAGAUUCUGGCUCACAACAACUUCGUUGGACGCCUCAUUGGGAAGGAGGGGCGCAAUCUGAAAAAAAUCGAGCAGGACACGGACACCAAGAUCACCAUCUCCCCGCUACAGGACCUGACGCUGUACAACCCUGAGAGAACCAUCACAGUUAAAGGCGCCAUUGAGGCCUGCUGUCAGGCUGAGGUGGAGGUCAUGAAGAAGGUCAGAGAGGCCUACGAGAACGACAUCGCUGCCAUGAACCAACAGACCCAUCUGAUCCCUGGGCUCAACCUCGGAGCUCUCGGCCUCUUCCCCUCCUCCUCCAACAUGCCUCCGCCUCCGUCUGGAAACGCUGUCGGUGGAGCCCCCUAUGGCUGCUUUGGGGCUCCGGAGCAGGAGACGGUGCACGUGUACAUCCCAGCUCAAGCAGUGGGAGCCAUCAUUGGAAAGAAGGGACAGCACAUCAAACAACUGAGCCGCUUCGCAGGCGCCUCAAUCAAGAUUGCCCCAGCUGAAAGUCCAGACUCCAAAAUGAGGAUGGUGAUUGUGACCGGACCCCCUGAGGCUCAGUUUAAAGCUCAGGGCAGAAUCUAUGGUAAACUGAAGGAGGAGAACUUCUUUGGGCCGAAGGAGGAGGUCAAACUGGAGACACACAUCAAGAUGGCUGCAGCAGCUGCAGGGAGAGUCAUUGGAAAGGGAGGCAAAACCGUGAACGAGCUGCAGAACCUGACGGCAGCUGAGGUGGUCGUCCCCAGAGAGCAGACGCCCGACGAAAACGACCAGGUCAUCGUCAAGAUCAACGGACAUUUCUACGCCAGCCAGUUGGCUCAGAGGAAGAUCCGGGACAUUUUGACCCAAGUCAAACAGCCACAGAAAGGUGGGAUGGGUCCCGGGCCCCACCCGCAAGGCUUCACGGAGAUGGGCAGUCCUACGCAGGGACUGACUCAGGACCACCAGCCACGCAGGAAGUGAGGGUCCUCGUACUCUCCCGCGCCACGGGGCACCUGGCCUGACGGACAGACACACGGACGGACAGACGGACAAAUGCAUGGACAGAAAGAUGGACGGACAUAGGAGAGCGAUACAUGGACCCAGCGAUAGACAGGGAGAGAUAUAAAGAGGGAGGGAGUACGCCCGAUAGAGAGGAGAUAGGUAGUUAAAGAGAGUUAUAGUCAAAAGAUGAAUUGAAUAAAAAUUAUGAUUAAGAUGAAAUAAAACUUAAGAACUGAGACCAGAUGCCAGGCCAGAAGAGAAGUUGAUUGAGGAUAGAGAGACUGAGGAGAGGAGGGACUGAGAGCAGGUGAUAGCAUCCUUUAGUGUGCCUUUGUUAGGGCUGAGCCGCUCUUCAUCAUGUGAGGAAGACGAAGGCCUCCCAGACCUGGAGACACACUAGCAGGCGGCUGUUCGUCCCUCAGUCACCUUCGACACACCUCUCCACUCGUCUGCAAUCAGUCCUAUAUUUUAAGGGUGGUUUUUUAAAAAUAGAGAUAUAUGUAUAGAAAUGUUUUAUUCAGAGCUAUUAUUGAUAGAAUACAGUGAGGCAGAGCUGGGAGAGGGAGCGGGGAAACCGCUGCAGCGGCGACGGGAAGCUCCACAGAGUCUUUGCCCGUGGCCUGUGAGCGUUUAGAGGAGGGGCCGCAGAUGUUAACACUGCUCUUUAAAGACCUUUUCUAAUGGUGGAAAGAUUAGAAAAAAAGGAGAAACGAUGAGGUUGUAAAUAUAGAAUCUUCAUUUAAAUGUUAAGAAUGCUGUGUCUGGCCGCCUUGCAUUUUCAAAGGGGUCCCCUUUCUGUGAUAUGUAGCAUAACGAAGGGGCUGGCGAGGCACUGCGCUCCCCUCCCGUGUUCAGGCGGAGGCACAGCAGGAGACAGUACAGGGAGCAGAGGUCGCAGCUGGCCCUGCAGUUCUAAUGCAGCGGCUCAGCUCACGUGAAACCUUCCACAAACAGCCAGUCAGCCAUGCUGGCUGGCUCGCGGCCUGCGCCUUCAAUGGCAUAUUUUAUAUAUAUUAUAUAUAUAUGAUAUGUGAGUUAGCCCGGCCCCUCGGGUGAAUGUAUUAAUGCAGCCAGUCAGGUGCGAGUCCUGCAAAGACGCGUCGCGGGCUGUAGAUGGUCAGGGUCAGGGCCAGGACUCUGCUCGUGGGCCGGGUCCAGAGUCCUUAACACUGCAUUAAGGACCAGCUGCAGGUGAAGGACUGGCCUUGACCUACAGCCCAGCAGGCUUCUAAAGCCUUGAGCUCAGACGCAUGCAGACUCAGACGGACAGAGGGGGAGUGGCUUCCCAGUUCUCUCUCCCAAUCUGCUGAAGGCCUGUGGGCGGAGUCUCCAUGCCCCGCCUGCAUAUGAUAAUGAGGGGCGGGGUCUACGUCUGGACACUCGUCAAGAUUAGAUCCGAUUAGAGAAGACAUGAGAGAGAAAACCUACCUCAGGGUAAACUUACCUCAGUAUUCCUAACUUUUUUUUGCUUGCUGGUGUUUUAUAUGAGAAGUAAAAAGAAAAGAGCUGAUAGUCCUGAAUAUUUUUUAUUUUUUUAAAGAAAAAGUAUUGUUUUUUAGGUAUUGUCUUGUUGCUUUGGUUAUUUUUUUCUGUUUUUUGGGCGUGUUGACGGCUGAAUGAGUUCAGGAGGAUGAAGAGGCGCUUUCUGUUCUUUCCAAGCAGCAGAGCUAGAGGAAACGGAACUCGUGCCAUUUGGCCUUUUUUGAGGUUAGAAGCUCUCUGUCCUCCUGAAGUGUGACUGCAGCAGCUGUUGUCUGACAUGAGUAAAGUACGCCAACAGGGAGUAGUAUUACCUAGAGGGGGGGUCCCAGGGGCUCAGGGUGGGGCCUGAUGUCAUCAGGUCGUAUUGAGUCACCACGACCCUGUUUAAUUGCCCCCCGCUGGGCCGCCCUGUGCCUGAAGGACCCUUCUCUUCUGCCUUAUUGUGAUGACAUCAUCAUGAUGCGCCAAACAUUAUGAGAGGGCUUAAGUAUUUGUAACAUAGGAGUUUUUGGUCCCUAAAGAAAGAGGCGAGUGAACGUGAGCUUCCCAGCCACAUUUUACACCUGACGGAUGGAAACAUGUCAGAUCAGAGCUGGUCCCAGCAGGAGUGGAUCCACCUGCAGCCAGAACUCUACCUUCUCACAGCCACACCUGAACUAGCUCUGACUUCUCUGAAUGUGAAUAUUUAUUAUCUGUGCACUGACCAUAACACCUCAGAUGCUCCCUGUUGGCUACGUGUGUGUGGGUGUGUGCGCGCGCGUGUGUAAAAGUGAACGUUGACUGGUUUUAAAUGUACAUUUUUUUUGUCAGGGGAAGUGGUUGGGUGAAAAAGCAGAAAAAAGUAGGACCAGAACCUAUGGCCUCCGCCUGCGCUCCAACCGAGCCGGGAGGGAGGAAACCAAGACCCUUAGAAAAAAUGGGAGCACACGAACGAGAAGCAGCAGCAGUAACAGCUGAGGUGUUGACUUACAACCUGUAAAUAAGAUGCUAACGAGUGAUCAGCAUUAGUUUUGUACUUUUGGAGAAAAACCGCGGGAGCAGACGAACGAUCGCGCUAAAGCCAAGUCUCUUAAGGUCACUGCCACAAACUCCUUUUAAUGUCUUACUGCUCGGCAGCCGGCUGCGCAGAGUCUCCUCUGCGUCAAUGCUUCCAUUUUUUUAAGAGGCGAUUGCGUCACAGCUCAACGUGGUUGUCCUGUGUCAGAAUCCACCUUUUUGAACCAUAGAGCUCUGUUCACAACCACCAAGACACUCGAUAUUUAGGAUUCAGUAUUCAGCCUGUCGGCGUUUGGAUUGGUUCGGAUAAACGCCGUUAUUUAGUUUGGACAAAACAGCAAGCUUUACUUAGACAAACCACGCUGGGACACGACGUCGGACCGGUCGAUAGAUGUGUCAACGACGUCAGACUAUUGGAAUAAUGAGAACACCUGAUGCAGUUCUUGGAGGAAACGGUGGAGGAGGAGGAGGAGCGUCCUUCGCUCCUCCGUCCGAACUCCCCGUUCCUCGUCCGGCUCCGUAAAUGGGAGCGGCAUGAGAUGUUUGUUUACUUUAUUGGGAAGAAGAAUCAGGAGUGUGCGGGCGCGUCAGGGUCCCUCGCCCUCUCUGGCGCUGGUCUCCAUCGUGUUCGUUUUGCUCACUUCUGUUUAAGACCGUUCAGUUUCUUACUUUAACCAUCUUUCUAUCUUUUUUUUUAUUAUUGGUGUUCUGACUUUACUUGGAAAAGUGAAACUAGUCAAAUUUGGUAACGUUUUUUUUUCUUUCUUUGGUUAUUGAAUGCACACAUUUAUUAACAAAUCAGCUACUAAACACGACGUGCUACCGUACUAACGUAGGUCAGUAACUGUGCCAAACACAGGAAGGGGAAGUCCAGUGUCAGACUGGUCCUGGACGGUGUGUGCAGUAACGUCAUUAACCUCCAAAGGCCGCGUCUCGUGUUGGACCUGAACUCCUCACACGUUGAUUUCUGUAUGUGUCGUAGUGGCAGAAGAUGUUUUAGCCUUGUUGUAUCUCCACAUAUGAAAGGAAAGCGAAUCACAAAUCGCCGUACGUGCGGCGGCAGCUGAAGCUACGGCUGCGCCGCAGGCCCGGAUCUCCUCUGAGCCCAAACGGGAUCUUUAUGCAAGUUGAGGACAGAUGUAGAGCAGCGCAGUGAGACGUGACGCGUGCUGCGUCAUGGGCUGUGCUCUUCACCCCCUAGAACUACUUCACGUUCUGGAACAUUCUGGCAGAUUCAGAUCAGUGUCACUGUGAAAAGUCAGCUACACUUGAAACGUACUAGACUCCAUGCGCGCGUCGCGGUGACCUGUGACCCCUCCCAGGUCUGUCUGGGGGAGGGCAGUAAUUUAGUGGUGGUACAAAUUCUCCUUCUGUUCUGAUUGACGAGCAAAUUUCUGUUACACUAAUUGUUCCUCACUUUGUUAUUACUUAGUCAGACGAUCCAUUGUUAGGACAAAACUGUUGAUUCUGGCGGUUUGAAGCUCAGCAUUUAGGCGCAAACAAAGGAAGAACUCGCCGGCGUUGUCAUGGGAACGCCCUCAGAGCUGGACCGAGCGGAGUCAGAAUGCGGAGAACGUGAAAACCUCCUCACACAUAACUAGGAACGCUACCUCAGAAAAGCAGCAAUCUCAACGCGAAGAUUGACUUUUUCUUUUAGUUAUCGCAAGCAGACCUGAGCGGACAGGAAGCACCGACAGCCUUCGUUAGAGUCACAGGUUCUUUCCUUUUAAUUUAUUUCUCGGUAUUAGAAUGCAACUGUAAAAUAACUACAUAAAUAGAAAAAAAAAAAGACAAAAAAAAUCCACCCUAUGUGGACACGUGGUUCAGGGUGAGAUGGAGCGAGGGCAGCGAGGAUGAGGAUGUUCAGGCCACUCAGCAGCUUCCCUGCAGCUGAUUUCUAGUAUUACGUCAUAAGUACUAAUAAGUCCAAACCAGCCGGCACAUGUUAAAGCCCCGCUCACGUUAGAAACGACUGAGCUCGUUCCUGAUGAAUCGCACGCUCAGCGCCGCUCAGGCUCCACGUCUCCUCCCUGUAAUCUCACCUCCUGAAUCAAGGGGCACGACACCUGUAACCAUGUAAUUGUUUUGUUGAUCUACCUCUUAGGAAUGAAAUAGGUAAAUGGUAAAUUCUGUCUUGGAAAAGACACAAAAAUUGCAAAAAAAUUUGCUUGAAAGGAAUCUAGUGACGUAAAUUGGGUAGCGGCAUCUCCAUAUACUGUAGUGGGUAGAAAAAGGAAAUGUUUUACUUCUUCCAAAGAUGAUUUUUUUUCUUUCUCCAUUCUUCGUUGUUUUGAAAGAAUUAUGAACAGAGAGGAUACAAAACGUAUGAUCUUUUUUAAACAACCCAACAUACAUGAGAUUUCUUUAUCAACUGUGCAUCUUGUUUUGUUCAUUACAUUAAACUUACACUUUCUUAACUUCAAAUUCCUCCUUGCUUUUAAUUUUUGGUUGACUUUUAAUGUUUGACAGCAGAUUGUAUCUUGUGCGGGUGCAUUCAGCCUUUUGCUUCUCUGUUCACCGACUACAGUUAGAGCCUGAGGACCUUCUAAACUCUACUUUGAUUUCAAAUAAGUUGUUAGAGAACGCAAACGGACCUGUUGUUUAAUCUGACCGCGCUGCUGCACGUGGAAGGAGGAAGCGCUCGUCUUCCUCCUGCACGGUGAAUCUGAUCUGGGCUCAGCCUUUAAACUAAAACCACGCAGGUGAUGAGGCGAGACCUUUGCUGUGAUGCAGCGUGAUGGAGACGCAGCUUCCCUCCUUCCACCAGAGGCAGCUGUGGUCUUCAGUCUGGACGUUCACCCUCUGCCUACUUGAUUCCUCUAACCCUCAUCAACACUCGUUUAAACUCCUUGUAAACAAAGCAGAGCAUAGAUAUGAAUGUGUUAAUAAAAGAUGAGAAAAUGGA